UUCAAACACCUCACUUUCCCUCUUUCUCUCUCUCUCUCUCGAUCGUCCUUUCUCAGUAGAACCACAGCAGAAAAAGGGAAGAAAACCUCCUUUUAUCUAUUUCUCUCGUAACUAACUCUAUCAUCCCUCUCUCCCAUAUGGGUUUCUUGACAUUGGUCGCUGCUCUGCUACUAUUAGCAGCAGAAACAAGUGGGAGCUUCUUGACGAGCAGCAGUGACAGUGAGGGUACAUUUCCCAGAAACAGCAGCAGCGGGAGAAGAGAAGCAUUAGGUGUGAGCAAAUGCAAUUGGUUCCAAGGGAAAUGGGUCUACGAUUCUUCAUACCCUCUCUACGACCCUGCCAAAUGUCCAUUCCUAGAUCCAGAGUUCGACUGCCUCAAAUUCGGCCGACCCGACAAGAAUUACGUCAAGUACAGAUGGCAGCCCUUCGCCUGCAAUCUCCCCAGGUUUAAUGGGUUGAACUUGCUGGAGAAAUGGAGAGGGAAGAAGAUAAUGUUCGUGGGGGACUCGCUGAGCUUGAACCAGUGGCAGUCUCUGGCCUGUAUGAUUCAUUCCUGGGUCCCCAACUCCAGAUACUCCCUCGUCAGGACUGAAGCCCUGUCUUCUGUGACCUUCCUGGAGUAUGGAGUGAGGAUAUUGCUGUACAGAACGCCAUACCUGGUGGACAUCGUCAACGACAGGAAAGCAGGACGAGUCCUCAAACUGGACUCCAUCGCCAACGGCAACGCCUGGCGCGGAAUGGACGUCCUCAUCUUCAACUCCUGGCACUGGUGGACUCACACAGGCAGAACUCAGCCAUGGGAUUACAUACAAGACGGCAACAAGCUGUACAAGGACAUGAACAGGCUAGUGGCGUACUACAAAGGGCUCACGACGUGGGGCAGAUGGGUGGAUCGCAACGUCGAUCCACGGAGGACUAAAGUCUUCUUCCAGGACAUCUCCCCAACGCAUUACGACGGCAGGGAGUGGAACCAGCCGUCGCAGACGUGUUCAGGGCAGACCCAGCCCUUCUUUGGGGUAAGGUACCCUGCUGGGAUGCCUCCCGCGUGGGCGGUGGUGAACAAGGUGUUCAGCAGGAUCAAGAUCAGGCCAGUGUACCUUAUGGACGUCACCGGUAUGUCGUUGUACAGGAAGGAUGCUCACCCUGGUUCCUACAGCGGACUCCACUCGGGCACCGAUUGUAGCCAUUGGUGCCUUCCUGGCCUCCCUGAUACCUGGAACCUAAUCCUCUACUCAGCUUACAUCAGUUAGCUACGACUCCGAUUCGGAAUUAGAGUCUUACACUACCAAAGGUGACUAUAGGAAUCAUUGCUUCGAUGAUUAUAGGAAUCGACUGAGUGUAUUGUUGUUCUUUUCCAAGAUUUUUUUUGGGUUUGGGUUUUGUAUGUUCUUGUGGCAAGUAUGGAAUAAGGUGGGUUUGGUGGAGGGGGGGUCAAUUCAUAUCAUAUGUGUGCAUAUUCAUCUGGUGUAAAUUUUCAUUGCAUUGUUUGAGGGAAAACAUUGAAUUUUUCCUUGGUAGUUGAAAGAAAUGGAAAUCUCCUUUGUGAAAUAAAGCUUGUGCUGCAUUUCAGAAAUUCUAUGCAGUUCCUUCCUUGCUUUUGCAAUAUGUCAACGGGUUAGUUGCCCACUUGCCAUACAUUACCUAAUUUCCAGAUUCACCUGCACAACGCCUUUCAAGGGCAUGCUAUAGAAGGGGAAUUGGCUUAUUGACGAGAUCAGUAUAACAAUAACUGGGCACGGCUUACACGGAGCAUUAGCAGCUCCGAGUGAAACAUUGUAGCAAAUGGGCAAAACCAAGAGCGAAGAUGGAGGCCACAAGCGCUGUCCAGGCACCGCAUUCGUCUAUGCCUCCCCUAGAGUUGGAGACAACAACUUCCAUCCCAAGUCGCUGGAGAAUCUGCAUCCAGAUACUAUUCCGGUAUUACCCAACGACAGGAUACACCGAUCACCCUGAAGCCAAACUACCUCAAGCUAACCAGGAGGUACAUCUGCAUGCGAGGAGUUGCUGGAUUGCAAGGGACCAAAGGUGGCUUUUGGCUAGACGUUGGGAGGAGAAGAUUUCGAGCAAAGUUAGAAACAGAGAUGCGAGUCUUACAAAGGGCUCAGUUGGGAUAGAUAACAACGGAAUAAAACAUAACGAUGCAGAAAGCAUCUGCUUUCCUAAUACAAGAUAGCAAACUUGCUCGACUUUUUUAUCAGAUUCUUAUUCGCUUGUGAAGGUAAGGCACAAGCACAGAAUAAUUAUGCACACACGCUUCACAGAAACCCUGUAAUGUAAUUCCAGGAAAUCAGCUUUGUCUAUGUACCUCAUUGAAGAUCAUGCGAACAAUCAUUAGACAGGACACGCUUGAAAAUAACCUCAUAUCAAAUCUAGUCUAGGGAUGACCAGAGUAGAAAGAAAAGAUGAAAUGAGACGGAAAUCCGAAAGCUAAAGGAAUAAUAACAACAGCAGGCAAGUUGAUUGGGGAUCGAAGGGUGAUCAGCAAGGUAUCUGAGAAGUGAACCACUCCAUUACAUGAAUCGGAGCUUUAAUCAACUCCAGAGCCAAUUCCACAAUGAUCGUCACGCACAAGCAACACGGGCAUAUACAUGUCAACAGCAACCUGCACCAAAAAUUAUUGCUUCCCCUCUUGAUUAAAUUGGUCAAACAGUUAACGAUCAAAACUUUUUGAAGUCAGAUGAUUGCCUAUGGGGAAAAAAACCUCAAACACAGAACGAAUCGAACUCAAGAAGCCUGUAGUACGCGGUAAAUCAGAGGUAGGAAGGAAGGAAGAGGGAGAAAAGUGCGAAAGGGGAAAGAACAUGACUAACCCGACAAUCCAGAUGAUGACUCCGACUAUGGAGAUGAGGAGAGAAAGGAAGGCAAAGGGGAGGCCUAAGAGGAAGCCCAAAGGCCUGCAAUCUCCAUCGCAGCACAUAUCUUUUCAAUGCUUUCUUCUGUCCUGGGAAUUGAGUUCUGAAAGACUUUCUCUCCGGUUUUGACUUUCAGGCCUGUUUCUGGCUGGAAACUUCCUUCCUCCUUUCGCCUCCUCUCCUUUGUGCUUCUUUAUAAUUUGCUGUUAUGGACCUUUUGGGUAGUGUGACAGUAAUAAUGGAGAUGGCGUAUA
Molecule: messenger RNA, 3106 nt
Organism: Linum trigynum
Lineage: Eukaryota; Viridiplantae; Streptophyta; Magnoliopsida; Malpighiales; Linaceae
Source: the annotation of a GenBank genome assembly